Dacryopinax primogenitus is the source of this 1164-nucleotide messenger RNA. Its product is annotated as DUF803-domain-containing protein. The transcript has 5 exons. Gene Ontology annotation, biological process: magnesium ion transport. NCBI's taxonomy places the organism in Eukaryota, Fungi, Basidiomycota, Dacrymycetes, Dacrymycetales, Dacrymycetaceae. The annotation marks the transcript as partial. The record is from RefSeq and is a predicted model, not a curated record. Gene Ontology annotation, molecular function: magnesium ion transmembrane transporter activity. Gene Ontology annotation, cellular component: membrane.
AUUGGAAUUGGCGUUGCAAUCGCUGGCAAUGUGGUCAUCAGCCUUGCUCUCAACCUCCAGAAGCUAGCUCAUCAGAGACUGAACGGGACCUGGAAUGAGGGAGGCAGCGACGGCGCGGAGACGUUCAAUGGAACGGAGACACCGACACCGAUUGGGAAUGGAGAAUCGACCUUACCCGAUGAGAAUGGCAGAAUGCACUUUCCCACAUUCUCCCCGACCGAGGAGCUACCGAACCCGAUGGGAAGCCCCAAGGCGCCCAAGAUCAUCCUCAGCGCUCCUAGCACAUAUAAUGGCCGGCAUGCACCUCGGGCCUUCUACAGACCGGAUAAUCGGAGCUCACCAUCAGCUCGUCUGUUAAAACAAGGUACUCCGUCCAUUCGUCGCUACGAUUCGAUCGGGCAUCCAUCCAUUGCGGAGCAUGAUGAAGAAGAGGGCGAAGCCCCAGUUCAGGAGAAUGGGCCCGACCGUCACUACUUGUCAAGCAAGUUAUGGUGGACCGGGUUCUUGCUUAUGGGUGUGGGAGAGACCGGAAAUUUCUUAUCUUAUGCCUACGCCCCUGCGUCCAUUGUUGCACCAUUAGGAACUGUCGCCCUCAUCGCCAAUUGUGUCUUCGCUCCGCUCUUACUGCACGAGAGAUUGCGCAAGCUUGAGCUGUUUGGUGUUGCCCUUGCGAUAAUUGGCGCCUUGACUGUAGUAGCAUCCAGUCAAUCUAAUGACAUCAGGCUUACACCAGAUGGACUCAUCAAAGCAAUCAUGCAACCAGGAUUUAUUGCAUUCACCGCGGUCUACAUAGUCUCUGUUAUUGUUUUGAUGAUUCUAUCCAACCGAGAGUACGGUAAAGCUCAUGUUCUGGUUGAUGUUGGAAUAUGUGCGUUGUUCGGAGGCUUCACAGUUCUAUCGACAAAAGGCGUGAGCUCCAUGCUCACAUACAAAGGAUUCCCAAUAUUCAGGGACUGGAUCACAUACCCUUUCCUGGUCGUUCUAGCCGGAACGGCAAUCGGACAGAUCAAAUACCUCAAUCGUGCCUUGCAGAAGUUCGAGGGCAAAGUUGUUAUACCCACCCAAUUCGUUUUCUUCAAUCUUUCCGCCAUCGUCGGAUCUGCGAUUCUAUACCGUGACUUCGAGGAUAUGGAACUGCACCGAUUUAUCACCUUCCUUUACGGC